Molecule: messenger RNA, 1699 nt
Organism: Nezara viridula (southern green stink bug)
Lineage: Eukaryota; Metazoa; Arthropoda; Insecta; Hemiptera; Pentatomidae
Source: the annotation of a GenBank genome assembly
AGAAACAAAAAUCAAGUUGUUGUUAUCAAUGUCCAAGAAGGGACUCUCAAGUUCAUUUUCUUAUCCAUUUUCAUUAGAAAUGUCAGAUCAUCGAAGAGGUGCACUUCUCGACAUUACUUGUAAAAACAGUCCUUCACUUCUGGCAUCGUUUACCAAAGAAAAAGCUUUUGGAGCACAUACGGAAUGGCUGCUGGUGAAUAUAGCUAACUCUAGCUUAGGAUUUAUGGACAAUAAAGGUGUCCAAUUGCUAUCAGAUGCGUAUGCCUUGCCAAGCAGUUCCGUAGUUUUAGCCAAUAUCUUGGAAGAAGAAGCUGUCGUUGAAUACUACGAUGUAUAUCGGACGUCUACGUUUACUGAUAUCAAGUUCUUAUUUCUCUCACGUCAACCUCUCUCGAGAUUCACAAUACUGACCAAGCCAAUGAGAACAGAUUUCGACGGCAUCACCUUCAGAGCUGCAGCAGCUGUUUUGUACCCGAAUAUGUUUGAGGGAUUUUCAGAAGGAAACUUAAAUCACCCUGAGACUGAUGCAUAUGCAAAAGUAGGAUUUGCCAUUGAACGUAACAUUGGACAACAGUACAAUUUUAGUUUCACUCUUAGGAUGUUUUUCAAUAGCUAUGGAUACUUGAAAAACGGCAACUUUACACAUUUGAUGGGUAUGUUGGUAAAAGAGGAACUCGACUUCGCUGCUGGUCUAAUGAUGCGAGAGGAUCGAAUGGAUUAUAUAGAUUUUGCUGGAAACACUUUUUUAAUUUCAAGUCCACUGAUUUUCAAACAGCCUUCGCUAUCAUCUGUAUCAAAUAUAUUCGUAUUGCCUUUCCAAACAAAGGUUUGGGUGGCAUCCGGCGUUCUUCUGUUCACCUCCACUAUCAUACUCUUCCUUGAAAUAAUCAUCACUUCCAGAUUAUUAUUUUGGACCAGAUACUCUUUCUUGGAAGUUUUCAUGGGGAUUUUGGAAGAAGCUUUUUUACAAGGUUCUACUCUUCAGUUUGAAUCAGCUGCUGCCAAAUUGACCUCUCUCUUAUUCUCUAUUGUUUCAUAUUUCCUCUAUAUAGCAUACUCAGCUAAAAUAGUGGCUCUUCUACAACUGUCCACUUCCACCAUUACUUCCUUGUCACAAUUGACAAACAGUCAUAUGUCUAUUGGUAUUCAAGAUGUCAUUUACAACAGAGUUUAUUUUCAGGAAACUGAAGAUCCACAUUUAAAAGAAUUUUACCAAAAGAAAAUAUACUCUUUAGGAGAAAAUGCGUAUCUCCCUCCAAAAGAUGGUAUUGUGAAGAUACGGUCCGGAUUUUAUGCUUACAAGCUGGAAACUGAUUGGGCUUACAAAUUGAUUGGAGACACGUUCAAUGAAAAUGAGAAAUGCGGACUUACUGAAAUGAGUAUCUUUGUUUUGCCAAUGAUAGCUCUUGGAUUUCCAAAAAAAUCAGGUCUAAGAGAGCAUUUUGCAAGAAGUGUCAUAUGGCAGCAGGAGACAGGUGUGUUCCAGAGAAUAAUGAAAAUAUUCUCUUCCCAGAAGCCUAGAUGCAAUAUCAACGCUGUCGGCUACACUAAAGUUCACUUGAUGGAUUUUGAACCCGCUCUUUUGGUUCUACUUUAUGGAGUUUUAGGAAGUAGCUUAGUUUUUUUUCUUGAAGUCAUAACAACUUUAAAAUCAUUUAUUUCUACUAAAAAAUGUUUCUCUGCCAAAAUUUUGAAGUAA